AUGGAGAAAAAAAUUAAUGAUAAUAAUUCUAGUUUAAUGCAUGAUUGGUCUAUUCACGCGCAUUUAAAAUUAACACAACAACCCAAUAAUAAUCUACCAUUGUCCCAGCAACCAUGUUACGGAUUUCAACGAGGAAAUAUUGUAUUUACUGCCCAGCCACCUCAAAGGACAGAUUCUGGUCUUGGCAGUUCAUCUCGUGGAUCAGCAUGUGAUUGUACUUUUAAUAUAGCACCUCAAUGUGAAGUAUGUUGUGGUAUAAGAAGUCCCAUGUCAGCUAGAAGAGCACAAAGUUUUACAGCACAUUUUUGUACCAAUGUUCCACCGAAAAAACAUCUAGAAACUGUGGAUGUAUCUAGUCAGACAUCCCCUUCUACUUCAACUGUCUUAACAAAGGAAAACACCAACAUCUUUAUAAAAAAUCGUAAAUUUGAAUUAGAUAAACAUAAAAAACGUCAUGCCAGGACUGUGCAUAUUGAUGUUUACUGCACAGAAUCUUCAGAUUCAGAUAAUACUUUAACAUCUAAAUCUACAGACACAUUACUUGAUUUAUCAGAUGUCAAAAUUAAAUGUAAAAAGGUAUCAAAAAAAUCUCAUAAGAGUCGAAGUCAAUCAAUAAUGUCAAAUAAAAGUAUGUUACAAAGAAGUCCUUGUUUGUCAGCAAUAAGUUCAACAAAUACAAUAUCCAAUUCUUCUUUUUACGAGUCAUCUAGUUGUGGUUUAUCUUCAUUUAUGGAUUCAACUACAUUAGAAAACAGUAGUUUUAAUAGUUUUGAAUCCGAAAAUAUACAAAAAAAAUACCAAUCAAAAAACAACGAUGACACAACAAGUAGUAGUUCAGAUGACGAAUGUUCAGAGACCGCCUGGAGUUUCAAUAGCAUUGGUUCUCAAAAAAAUCAAAUUCUAGCAAGACGCCCAUGGUCUAAGGUAAAAAAUACAAACGACGAUAUGGGCAGCUUUAGUGACUGUUCACAAUCACCCAUGUAUAGACAGCCAUCAAAUUCUACAUUUGUUAUGACUCAAGUUGCUAAAAUGGCAUCAAAGUUUGGACCUAUGAGAUCACCUGUAAAACAAGAUCAUCACGUUGGACCAUCAAAGAAUCCAGAUUGUUCCUGUUUUAACUGCCGCAGGUAUUACAAUACCAGACAUAGAUCGUAUUCCAUUGGUAGUGAAGCUGGUCAAUCAGAGAUAUUGACAUUGUUUAGAAAAUGUCUCUAA
Macrosiphum euphorbiae (potato aphid) is the source of this 1215-nucleotide messenger RNA. The record is from the annotation of a GenBank genome assembly. Lineage: Eukaryota; Metazoa; Arthropoda; Insecta; Hemiptera; Aphididae.